AUGACCCAGCAAGUCUUCUCUCUUGCGGCCACUUUGGGAUCUGAGAGUCCUGUGUGGAAGGGCUCUCGCUCGACGGAUCAAAGGUCUGAUCCUGCAGAUUUAUCUUACUAUUACUCGAAUGUCAAUCUUAACCCAAGGCUACCAUCUCCUCUGUUGUCCAAGGAGGAUUGGCGGUUUGCAGAGAGGUUACAAGGAGGGAAUUCGACGAUUGGAGAUAGAAGGAAGUUGAAUAGGAUUAAUACUGAUGGUGCUGAGGGAUCCCCAUUUUCAAUGCCUACAGGAUUCAAUUCUAAGAACCAAGAGAGCGAGAAUGAGACGGAAUGGGAUGUUGAUGGAUUAAUUGUUUUGCCUGGAUUAGGGCUGGGUAGCAAACAGAAGAGUCUUGCAGAAAUAUUUCAGGUGAAUAACUUGCAUAAAUUUUCUGCCUUCUCAUAG
This is a messenger RNA of Fraxinus pennsylvanica, 435 nucleotides long. Lineage: Eukaryota; Viridiplantae; Streptophyta; Magnoliopsida; Lamiales; Oleaceae. The record is from the annotation of a GenBank genome assembly.